Molecule: messenger RNA, 227 nt
Organism: Perkinsus marinus ATCC 50983
Lineage: Eukaryota; Perkinsozoa; Perkinsida; Perkinsidae
Exons: 3
Molecular function (GO): calcium ion binding
Source: RefSeq, a predicted model, not a curated record
AUGAGCAUUCUCGAUGUAGAGAAGGUGAAGAAGGAGCUCGACAGCUACGAUGCGGAUAACUCGGGGACUAUUGACAGGGAGGAAUUCAAUACCUUCAUUCGGAACGUAUUUGGUGCUAAGGACAAGUAUGAUAUCCCUGCGAGGAGGUUGGAGGAGUUCUGGAAGAUGCUGGAUACUGACCAGAAGGGGGAAGUGACGUUGGAGGAGUUCGUCGGAUUCUUUUGGAA